UGACCUGCUUUCCUUUCAUUCACUUUGAUCCGAUGCAUUCAUGGCCAAAAGAUUCACUCCCUUGCUGUAUUCCUGAGCUGAUUAAGAUAGAAUUGCAUAUACCAAGUUGUUGGUGAUCAUCUGCUGAUAUGCCCAAAUGCCACAUUCUUCCCAUUCAGUUUAGAGGUGCUGAUUAUUCAACAGGGGACAACAUACCCACCAUGAUUUUAAGGCACUUUGAUCAUCUCAAAAGUCAAAAUUCAUUCUUUCCAGAACCAACGAACAUGCAACUGUUAGAAUAUCUUUUGGUUUGACGUAUUUUCAGGGAAGAACUUGCUUCCUUCUUGGGGUGAUCGCAAAAUGGCAUUUUCUGCAAGCAAGAUGCCAAGUUGUCCUGGGAUGACUUGUUCCUAUGGAAUAUCAAAUAACGUUGCCAAGUCUGUGCAACGGAAUAAAUUUCACUGUCCGAGUCAAGGAGUGGAACUAAGGCAGCUAAACUAUGGAUGUCUGUUGACAGAUAAAAGUAACUACUCUAAUGAUGGGUUGUGGCGUAUGUAUAGUAAACCAGUUAGUUUAUCUGUCUCUCAGAGAUCGAUUGUCGCACACCAUUCGAGGGGCACUCAUAAUACCAAAGAGAAAGGUGACAUUAUGACUUAUGGUGAUUGUGCAGAGAACACUAGUGCACAGACUAGAGAAAAAGAUACACAUCAAGUCUUUCCUGAGAGAACUAUUAGUUCUGGUCGGGGCUUAACUGAAGCUUGUAAAUUUGUUUUCAAUGAUGCAAAGUUUGUAAACGAAAGGGCUCGGAAUGACAUUAUCCUGCUGUCUCGUGGCAUAUUGAGAUUGGAUGCUCGUGUGCGUCAAGAUGUUGCUAUUCUUGGGUCAGAGUUUCUUAAGCUUGAUGCUCGGGCAAGAGAGGAUACUGAAAAAAUUGACCGUAAGGUGAAGAAGAAAGCUGAGCGCCUGCAUCAUAUUGCUAGGAUCUUAAAAGACAAAGCAGAGUCUAGGUUGAAAAGUGUUGCCGAUAAGCAUUGGAGUGACGGAGCCUUAGAGGCUGAUCUGCGCCGUGCUGACAUCCGUGCCAAACAACGUGCAAUGCAUGACGCCCUAAUGGCUUUGGAGUUUGUUAAAGAUAUUCAUGAAAUGAUGUUGAACAAGACAUACAAUUUUCCUCUGCAGAGAGUAAAUGGUAUUCAGUCAGAAAAUGAUAAAUCGGGGCGUAUAAUGCUUGAAAAGAAUGGCAUUACUCUUAAUUUCCCUCCAGGGGUAAUAUCUAGUGAUCAAAUUACUGCAGUUCAGGAAGCUUACUGGAGUAUGGCAUCUGCCCUCUCUGAAGCUGAUGGAAUUGACUAUACUGAUCCUGAAGAGCUCGAGUUGUUAAUUGCAGCUCUUAUAGAUCUUGAUGCCAUGGAUGGUAAAAGUAGUGUGUCCUUGUUGGCAGAGUGUUCCAGUUCCCCUGAUGUCAGUACUAGGCGAGCAUUAGCCAAUGCUCUGGCUGCAGCUCCAUCUAUGUGGACUCUGGGUAAUGCAGGAAUGGGAGCCUUGCAGAGACUGGCAGAAGAUAGCAAUCCAGCAAUUGCUGCUGCAGCAACUAAAGCUAUCUAUGAACUUAAGAAGCAAUGGGAGAUAGAGGAAGGAGAUAGCUGGAGGUUUACAAUGAAUCAAUAUAGCAUGGAAGAGAAAGGGGACGACCAAGAAGCUGAUAAUAAUUCUGAUACAGAUUAUAGAAUUUAGACAAUUUUAGUGUAGAUAUUCUGCUAUCUACUGAGAGAUUUUAAUUAGUUUAGGAUUAAAAAAAACUGCUAAUACAAAGUCAUUUUAACUCCUGUAAAUAUAUGCUAUAGCUUUAUUUUAUUAUAUUCUGAUUAUAUAUAUAUAUAUAUAUAUAUAUAUAUUGAAGUUGGGAAA
Messenger RNA from Argentina anserina (silverweed cinquefoil), 1887 nucleotides. RefSeq names its product senescence-associated protein AAF, chlorolplastic. NCBI's taxonomy places the organism in Eukaryota, Viridiplantae, Streptophyta, Magnoliopsida, Rosales, Rosaceae. The record is from RefSeq and is a predicted model, not a curated record. Gene Ontology annotation, biological process: leaf senescence; cellular response to oxidative stress. Bases 340 to 1713 code for a protein of 457 amino acids. The transcript is spliced from 13 exons. Gene Ontology annotation, cellular component: chloroplast.